AUGGUUCACACUCGUCUGUACCAUCUGGUGGAAGCCAGGGGCAUCUUCAACCAUUCGCAGGCCGGCUUCAGGAAGAACAGAAGUUGCGAAGACCAGCUCCUGUGGAUGAUCCAGGACGUCAGCGACGGCUUCCAAGAGAAGAAACGGAGACGGACCGUCAUGGCUCUCCUGGACCUUUCCCGGGCCUACGAUAGGGUGUGGAAAGAAGAUCUCAUGCUCACCAUUAUCGACUCAGGCGUCCCUCUCAAGUUGGUGAGAUGGUUCAACGCCUUCCUCAGCAACAGGCAAUUCCGAGUGAUGUUCAACGGCAGCCUUAGCCGCACCAGAUUGCUGAUCCCCCUGCUGUUCAUCUUUUACAUCAACUCCUUGCCUGAUGAGAUCAAAGACCUUGUCAACGAUAGUCUCUUCGCUGACGACCUCACCAUCUGGUCCAGCCACAACAACAAAGAAGAAGCUAGCAGAUACGUCCAACUGGCUGUCCAGAAGAUCGAAGCAUCUUGCAAGAAGAAGAAGAUGCUCCUCAGUGAGAAGAGCGUGGUCAUUUUCUUCUCCUCUAGCUCCGGGGACGCCAGAUGGAAGCCGGACAUUACGAUGGGGGGUAACACCCUCAAGUUCGAUCCCUGCCCCAAACUCCUGGGGCUGGUGAUCAACAGGACCCUGUCCUUCCAGCAGCACGUCGACAAGGUGGUCGACGAGAUGGACAGACUCGACCGCGCCCAGAACCAGGCCCUCCGUCGGGUUACUAAGGAAGCCGUCUCCACUCCAGUUGAGGCCAUGCGUCUGGAGAGCGGCAUGCAGAGCUACCGGACCAUCUCUCAGAGACUCACAGCCAACUCCCGGGAGAGAGCCUCCAGGUGCCCCGAGGGCCACCCCGCUCGGAUCGCCCUGGAGAAGGACCAACCUCACGGGCUCUGCAGAGACAGCUGGAGAGAACUCAGCAACAGGAUCAGUUCCACCCUCCCCAACGAGCUCGCCGACAGGGAGCCCCUUCCCACCAUUGAGGAAGAGGUUUGGACCCCACAGAAACGUUGGCGGGUCAACAACACCGUCGGAGGCUUGGGACGCUCCGAAGAGACGAAACAGAAGGCGACCGAGACGAUUCGGAACAUCGACGCCACAUGGACCAUCUACACAGACGGUUCCGCCAAAGAUGGGACUAGGGACGGAGGCUCAGCAAUGGUUGUUACGACAGGUGACCCCCUCGACCCUCAAACAAUCUUCUCCGAGACGAUUCGCGGCAGGAUGCUCACCUCCUCGUUUGACGAAGAGAAAGAGGCACUGGGAGCUGCAGUUAGGUGGUUGGAGGAUAACACCCCUAACAACAGUGACAAGGGCCUUACUUGCACUGAUAGCCAAGCCCUGACAUCGGCUCUGGCAAACGACAGCAGAGAAGUGAGCAACAUCACUAGAAAACUUGACACGCUCAACCGCGAGAUCAUCCUUCAGUGGAUCCCUAGCCACGUGGGCAUUGUAGGGAACGAGAGGGCCGAAGCUCUGGCCAAUGAAGCCUCUGGGUUGAAGGAGAGAGCAAAACCAACCACCUACAAGAGCGCCGUAGCCACCAUCAAACGUACGAUUAAAGAUCCAAGCCCCUCUCACGCCAGAACAGCUCAAGUCUACCAAAAGCUGUCAAGAGAACGUGACGAAAAGACCCUUCUGUCGAGAAGAGACGCAGUCAUGCUAGCCAGGCUCCGCUCUGGACACAGCAUGCUCUUGGCCGGGUAUAGGACCCUGAUGAACCCCGCCGAGAGCCCCUCCUGUCCCAGAUGCGAGGAGGCCAACGAAACAGUGGAACACUGGCUCCUCGAUUGUCCGGGGACGCUAGCGGCCAGACAAGAAAUUUUCGGAGGCACGACGGUGGAAUUGUCAAUUCCCACCGAGGACCCAGAAGACUAUCGGCGCAACAUUAGCCCGCAGACUCCUUCGAGAGCAAUCAGAGCAUUACUGACGGGAGGAGGCGGAAAAUUGUUAAGAAUAGACAGCAGGUACACUAAGGCGUAUGGUCCAAGCGAGGUCAUGCUAAAUAUAGAUGAACUGAAUAACUAUAAAAAGACGAUGAUAAAGUGCAACGAGGACCUUCUGAGUCGAAAUUAUGUGGGUCAAGAGGAACUCGAAGUGAGAUCGAUUGGAGAUUGCGCCACGCUAGAGGAAGAUGCCAUGCACUUGUGUUCAGAAGCAUACGUGUCCGCUCAUGUAAUAGAUACAAGCGGAAAAAAGACGCCUUCAGAGGACUACUGGAUACGGGAGCUGUCUUGA
Symsagittifera roscoffensis is the source of this 2256-nucleotide messenger RNA. RefSeq lists its product as uncharacterized. Gene Ontology annotation, molecular function: nucleic acid binding; RNA-DNA hybrid ribonuclease activity. Bases 1 to 2256 code for a protein of 751 amino acids. The record is from RefSeq and is a predicted model, not a curated record. The transcript has 3 exons. Lineage: Eukaryota; Metazoa; Xenacoelomorpha; Acoela; Convolutidae.